AUGAGUGACAAUGACGUGAUAAUGGAUGUUGAUGAAAUAGAUCCGAAACCUACAAAACCUUCUGCAUCAAACAAAUCAAAUUCCCAUCUACCUUGGAUAGAAAAAUACCGACCUCAAACAUUUGCAGAUAUUGUAGGGAACGAAGAUACAGUAUCACGGUUGGCUGUGUUUGCUCGUACAGGCAACGCUCCCAAUAUAAUAAUAGCUGGUCCACCGGGUGUAGGGAAGACAACAACCAUACUUUGUUUAGCUCGGGCUCUUUUAGGAACCUCUUUUAAAGAUGCUGUUCUUGAGCUCAACGCUUCUAAUGAUCGUGGAAUCGACGUCGUUCGCAAUAAAAUAAAAAUGUUUGCUCAACAAAAGGUAACAUUACCCGCUGGGCGACAUAAAAUAGUGAUAUUAGAUGAAGCUGACAGUAUGACUGAUGGUGCUCAGCAGGCACUUCGUCGCACCAUGGAGUUGUACUCAAGUACAACACGAUUUGCUCUUGCUGCCAACAAUAGUGAGAAGAUCAUAGAGCCCAUACAGUCUCGCUGUGCAGUUUUACGGUACACAAGGCUAACAGAUGCACAAAUACUAGCUAAGGUUAUUGAAGUAUGCAAAGCAGAGAAUUUGUCAUAUACAGAGGAUGGUGUAAGUGCAGUGGUGUUCACGGCGCAGGGCGACUUGCGCGCGGCGCUCAACAACUUGCAGGCCACCGCGCAGGGCUUCUCUCAUGUCAGCCCUGACCAUGUAUUUAAAGUCUGUGACGAGCCUCACCCCAUGCUUGUGCGUAACAUGCUUGAGGCAUGCAUUAGAGGAGAUAUUCAUGAAGCAUAUAAGGCAUGUAAUAUUUGU
Molecule: messenger RNA, 837 nt
Organism: Brenthis ino (lesser marbled fritillary)
Lineage: Eukaryota; Metazoa; Arthropoda; Insecta; Lepidoptera; Nymphalidae
Source: the annotation of a GenBank genome assembly